Molecule: messenger RNA, 1890 nt
Organism: Nestor notabilis (Kea)
Lineage: Eukaryota; Metazoa; Chordata; Aves; Psittaciformes; Psittacidae
Product: liprin-alpha-4-like
Exons: 13
Biological process (GO): synapse organization
Cellular component (GO): presynaptic active zone
Molecular function (GO): protein binding
Source: RefSeq, a predicted model, not a curated record
UCACCUGCAGCUCGAGAUGAAAGCCGAGAGGAUAAAACCACCAUCAAAUGUGAGACGUCCCCCCCAUCUUCACCCAGAACACUGCGGCUGGAGAAGCUGGGCCACCCUGCGCUCAGUCAGGAGGAUGGGAAGAGCUCGCUGGAGGAGCAGGCCAGCAACCCCAGCAGCAACAGCAGCCAGGACUCCUUGCACAAGGGCUCCAAGAGGAAGGGGAUCAAAUCCUCCAUCGGGCGCUUGUUUGGGAAAAAGGAGAAGGGUCGUUUGAUCCAGCUGAGCAGAGAAGGGGCCACGGGGCAGGUGCUGCUGACUGACAUGGAGGUGGGCAUGCAGGACCCUCUGGGGCUUGGCAAGUUGGGUGCUCAGGCCGAGAAGGAUCGUCGCCUGCGGAAGAAGCAUGAACUCCUGGAAGAGGCUCGGAGGAAAGGAUUGCCCUUUGCUCACUGGGAUGGCCCCACUGUUGUCUCCUGGCUGGAGCUCUGGGUGGGGAUGCCGGCCUGGUACGUUGCCGCGUGCCGAGCCAACGUGAAGAGCGGAGCCAUCAUGUCGGCCCUGUCCGACACGGAGAUCCAGCGGGAGAUCGGCAUCAGCAACGCUCUGCAUCGCCUCAAGCUGCGUCUGGCCAUCCAGGAGAUGGUCUCACUCACCAGCCCCUCAGCACCACCCACCUCCCGCACGUCAUCUGGAAAUGUCUGGGUCACCCACGAGGAGAUGGAGAACAUGGCAACUUCCACCAAGACGGACACAGAGGAAGGCAGCUGGGCACAGACACUGGCCUAUGGGGACAUGAACCACGAGUGGAUUGGGAACGAGUGGUUGCCCAGCUUGGGUCUCCCACAGUAUCGCAGCUACUUCAUGGAGUGUCUCGUCGAUGCGCGGAUGCUGGACCACCUCACCAAGAAAGACCUCAGAGUGCACUUGAAGAUGGUGGACAGCUUCCACCGCACGAGCCUGCAGUACGGCAUCAUGUGCCUGAAGAGGCUCAACUACGACCGCAAAGAGCUCGAGAGGAGGCGAGAAGAGACCCAACAUGAAAUCAAAGACGUGUUGGUGUGGACCAAUGACCAGGUCAUCCACUGGAUCCAGUCCAUCGGGCUCCGCGAGUAUGCCAACAACCUGGUGGAGAGCGGCGUGCACGGGGCGCUCCUGGCCCUCGAUGAGAACUUCGACCACAACAGCCUGGCUCUUGUGCUGCAGAUCCCCACGCAGAACACCCAGGCUCGACAAGUGCUGGAGAGGGAGUUCAACAACCUGCUCGCCUUGGGCACAGAUCGGAGGCUGGACGAUGGUGAUGACAAGACCUUCCGCCGCACCCCAUCCUGGCGGAAGCGCUUCCGCCCGCGGGACGUCCACAGCAUCAACAUGCUCAGCGGCUCCGCUGAGACCCUGCCCGCCGGCUUCCGCGUCACCAGCCUGGUGCCGCUGCCCCCUCCAGCUGCCCCUGCCAAGAAGAUGCCCCCAGAAGCACAUCCCCACUCUCCGUACGGCCACGUGCUGGCUGCCUUCAGGACAACAGCCCAGCAUGUUCCUUGGCCCAACAGGCGCUGCAGUCUCGCUGCUGUGGACCAAAAAGGAUGCUCUCCCUUCUGCUUGUGCACCCCACCGCCUCCCCCAGUUCCCCAUGGCUCCUGCCUGUGGCUUGUUGCCCACCUCUCCCCGCACUGGCUGCGGAUGCGCUCGCUGGGUGCCUGCUCCGUCGCUGGCAGAAGCUGGUGCAAUCCAGGGGAGCAGCAGAGACACCCCAAAAGUGGGCUGAGAUCUUUGGAAACCUUUCUCCUGCCUGGUUCAUGUUGCCAAUACACCGGGGGCUGCUGCACUGACCUGCCCGAGCCCUGGACAUCAGGGAUGCUGCUGCCCACAGGACUUGAAGCCAAGGAAGAUUCAGGCUUGUGA